GUUUGUUUGACUUGUGAAGCAGAGUAUGUGAUCACCAUAAAGGCUGCAUAAAAUGUCAAGGCGUUACAGCAAUUAAAAGUAGGUCUUGGUGAUGAAUUCGCUAUUUCACAUCUGUUCAUUAGCUUUGAUUUCGAAGCAAUCUUGACACGAGAUAGAGAUAAGCCAAGUGGGUUUCUAUAGAAAGACUCUCCGUGAAGCAGGUGUUGGACUUUUGUGAUGAUUUCUCUGUAACUUUAGCUCGACGAAGGUCAUUCCAAUGAUGUUUGGUAGAACCAUUAGUGGAUGCUUCCCAGGAUACAAUUCAUGGCUCCGACUGGAUAAGCCCUUCUUAUAAGGCCUUGCAGAGAUUUUUUUUUUUUUGGUGAGCUGAUGAACACCAAAUACUGACGUGGUCUUUGCAGGGUCAUAUAAAUCUUGUGUUUAUAAUCCAUGCGUCUAUCUAUCAGUAUUGCGCCGUGGACGUCAAGUUGGUGUUGCUGGCAUGUAGCCUUUCAAGAAAAGGGCAGGUCGUAUUUUCCCCAACGCGAGUGUUGUGUUGCAGUCGCAGUGGAUGACACAUGAAAGUGGCGCUGAGGCAGCCUCAAGACUCUUUUCGCUCCUUAUAUGUCUGAGGAGCGCUUUUCCAUCUCAUGGUGCAUGCAAGGGCCUUUCCCCAAACACCACUGCACUUUAUUUUGAAGGAUGUCUUUGCAAAUGUGUUGUAUUUUGUUUGAACUAGACUGGGCAUCACAAAGUUUGGCUUUGUUGCAUUUCUUUUAUCCACGUUGUGUGUCAACAUUUCUCGCAUACAAACAUGUAUUGACAGUGCCCAACACGGUGGAGAGUGUCUUGCUAUGCUUGACGCUCUUCCCCUCUGUUUCUCUGCCUCACUAUUUCCCAUCUCAUGAUGCUCUUUGGCCCACAAGUUGGAACUUCGUUUUUUUUUUUUUUUCAAUCCUCCAAUUGCUUUUGCAGAUACACCAUUGUUGCUGGUUAUCAGUUGGCAGUGCUGAGACAUGCACACCUGAUUUCAGCAUUUUGGACCAAAAUAGCAUCAAAAGAUUUGCUGUAACUUGAGAAUCGGAGAAGCCGAGAAAAUCUGCCUCACCGCAUCGGUUCCUCUUCUAACUGUCAGAUCUCUCAGAUUGUUUGCUUCUCACUGUCCUGCUGCCUUUCUCAGUUUAUUUUGAGCCAUACAGUACCUUGCCUCCUCAUCCCUAAGCCACCAUAAAUCAGAGGCAUAAAUGCUGUUGUUGUUUUCGUAACCUGGUUGUCAUUUUAAUGGUGUUAGUGGGCGGUCCAGAAAAUAAGAAAAGAUCACUGUGUGACCGGGUUAGCGUGUCACUUCUUGGGUAACCCGCUACCCAGCUGGCACUUGGGGGUAGCAUUGCAUCGUAAUGACUCAUGUUGACCGGGGGGCGGGGGGUCAUUUGUAGUCACGUGACUGACAGGCAACCCCGCUAUCACCCUGGAAACCAGAAGCGCCCGCCGCCCUUAUCCGAUCAUGUCAGGAAUGCUGGCUGUCACUAGGCUCAGGCUAUUUCUGCUGUCUGUCGCCAGUGCUUGGUAGUGCUGAGAACCUGGGGAACACGGACCCUUUUUUACUCAUUCUUUUCCACCCCCCCCCCCCCCCCCCCCCUUCAAGUGUUGUGUGGUUUGCUGCUCUUGUUUUUGCGGUGUGAUGUUCUCCCCCCGCUCCCCUCCUGUCAUAUUUACUUCUGGAAGGAAAGUUGUGGAAGGGACUCGAGGUGGGUGGGACCUAAUGGGAGCGGGGCUAGAGUGAGAGGAGGAAAAACGGGGAUCAGUCCUCUGGCCGGCCAAAAGAAGGACGUGUGCGACUCUUGGAAGACGGGACAACCGCACAGCCCUUUGGAGGGAACCGAGGCUGUCAGACGGGACGUAAAAAAUGGCUCGUCUGCGUCUGUAUUUUGGCUCCAACCGCAGCAACACCGCCCCGGAGAUACUGGAAGGAGAGGCAGACGAACAGAAUGGAGACACUGAUGUCGCCACGGCGCUCAACACUCAACCACCUUCUCAGGAGGCCGUGGAGCAGCCAGCUCCGCCACGGGCGUUUGGUUCGCGUCCUGAACCGCUGCUCAAACGCAGUUCUUCGAUGUUCAUACCCCAACUUGCAGCCUAUGCCGAGCCGCGGCCCACAAAAAGCUCCUCCAUGCUCAUCUCACUUCAGCGCUCUGAUGGUUUAAGUAAUGAGGAUUCCAGUGGCCACGCUGAUGAUGUCCCGCCACCCUGCUAUACUCCUCCGGGACCGGUGCCUACAUACACCGAAGCGUCGGAUCAAUUAGACGUUCCGCGACAACCGCCUCCUCCUUACUGCAGCCCAGAUCUUUCCAACUCGCAAAUAUUUGCGACAGAGCCAAACUUUCCAAAGCGCAGGGUCUUCAGCAUUGGUUCAAACGGUCAUAAUGUGUACAACCGAGGACAACAAGGUAUCAGUGUCGGUGGCAUUCGUAUUCGGAGGAACUCAACCGAUGGUUCCGACAUACGCCAUCUUCGAAUUUUACCUUAUGGUAGUUCUGGAUGGACUAUGCAGCAGCAGUCCCCUGCUUCGAAUAGUGGACCACAACGUCUUGUGUUUCAGCUCCAGCAAAACCAGAAUCAAGAUCUGAACCAGUGCAGGAAUCAAUCGGAUUCAACCCAGGAGAAUCACACCAACGUAGAUCUUGUAAGGUCAAGCAGUGGCCGUAUUUUCCGUUACCCCAGAAUUAGACUGCAAAGAGGUUCGUCUCCACUUUUGGUGGAGAACGCACCCAACAACGUAACGGAUAGCCAGACAGCUGGGCAGGAUAAUCAACCAAUCGAGGAAAAUCUGAGAAAGGACACACAAUCCAAUGGUUGUACUUUUACAAUCAGUGGAGAUCCCCCGCCAAGGCAGCCCCAUCUCAAGAUUUACUUCAACUCAGGUGGAGCUGGAGAUCAGGAUGUGAUCCUUGGCAAUGACUCAACAACUAAUUCCAAGGCCUCUACCAAGAAUGGGCUUUUCCACAUCGGACAGACCAGAGAUGAUUUCUUAGGACAAGUGGACGUUCCUCUUAGUCAUUUGCCGACGGAGGACCCCGCUUUGGAGCGCCCCUACACGUUUAAGGACUUCCUGUUACGACCCAGGAGUCACAAGUCUAGAGUGAAGGGUUACCUGCGUCUGAAGAUGGCCUAUUUGCCCAAACAAGGAGGACAUGAAGAGGAAGCUGGGGACAUGAGGGAGGAGGCAGAGGGGUGGGAUGAGCCUGCGGAUUCGGGUUCGCAGCGACCCCAACAGCUGUUGCCACCAUUGCCGCCAGGCUGGGAAGAGAAGGUGGACAACCUUGGACGCACCUACUAUGUCAACCACAACAAUCGUUCCACGCAGUGGAAACGGCCCUCCAACAUGGACGUGAUUUCAGAAACUGAGAGUGACAAUCGCCAGCGUCAGAUCCACCAGGAGGCACAUCGUGUCUUCCGUUCAAGACGCCACAUCAGCGAGGACCUGGAGAACGAGCACAUGGAGCCGCGGGAUGUUAUUGACAAUUCCUGGGAGCUAAUUACGGAGGAAGAACCUAAUGACAGCCUGGCCCAGUCCCAUCCGGGCACGUCAUCCAUGAUGACCCCACAGCCCCCGCCGACGCCCGUCCCCCAGGAAUUCUCUGACGAUUUGAGCCUGAGGCUGUCUUUCACCCCCGACACCAAUGGCGAAGUGCCUGGGCCCAGCACUGUUCUGACCCAGCUAUCAAACCGACUGCGCUCCUCCAGUAUGACUGAUGGCGUUAGCGAUCAGGCCCAACCUCCUCCUCUUGCGCAGCGUUCCCAUUCCAGAAGAACCAGAGCUCAAACUGUCUCAGGUGGUGAGGAUACCACGUCUCCCACAGCGGCCGUGUUCAACCUGACCACCCCGGGCCUACCCCCUGGAUGGGAGGAGCGGAAGGACGGCAAGGGGAGAACUUAUUACGUCAACCAUAACAACCGCACCACUACCUGGACUAGGCCAAUUGUGCAGCUGACUGAAGAUGGACCUAGCACCUCAGCGGGCGCCGCGUCACCGUCGGGAGCGACCUCUGCCCUGACACCUGCCCCCUCCCCCUCUUCCAAUGCCUCCUCUAAUGCCUCCAACAACCACCUCCAUGAGCCCCAAGUCAGACGACCACGUAGCCUCAGCUCCCCCACUGUCACCCUCUCUACCCCCUUGGAGGGGGCCAACAACAUCCAGGCGCGGCGGGCAGUGAAAGACACCUUCUCCAACCCUCAGUCCCCGCAGCCGUCGCCCUACAGCUCACCCAAGUCUCAGCACAAGGCCCAGCAGAGCUUCCUACCGCCGGGCUGGGAGAUGAGGAUAGCCCCCAACGGACGGCCUUUCUUCAUCGACCACAACAGCAGAACCACCACCUGGGAGGAUCCCAGGUUAAAGUAUCCGGUCCAUAUGAGAAAUAAGAACUCCAUGGAGCCUGGUGAACUCGGCCCGCUUCCUCACCUACCAGAGGAGCCCGGGUGGGAAGAGCGAGUUCACACAGAUGGACGCACCUUCUACAUUGACCACAACACAAAGAACACACAGUGGGAGGACCCUCGCCUUCAGAGUCCUGCUAUCACUGGACCCGCUGUUCCAUAUUCCCGAGAGUUCAAGCAAAAGUAUGACUACUUUCGGAAGAAGCUAAAGAAACCGGCUGACAUCCCCAACCGCUUCGAGAUGAAGCUCCAUCGCGGCAACAUCUUUGAGGAGUCGUACCGUCGGAUCAUGUCGCUCAAAAAGCCCGACGUCUUAAAAGCACGCCUGUGGAUCGAGUUUGAGUCGGAGAAAGGCCUGGACUACGGGGGCGUGGCCCGAGAGUGGUUCUUCCUCUUGUCCAAGGAGAUGUUCAACCCCUACUACGGUCUCUUUGAAUACUCUGCCACAGACAACUACACCCUCCAGAUCAACCCAAACUCUGGCCUGUGCAAUGAGGACCACCUUUCUUAUUUCAAGUUUAUCGGACGUGUGGCGGGAAUGGCCGUCUUUCAUGGAAAGCUACUCGACGGCUUCUUCAUACGACCAUUCUACAAGAUGAUGCUGGGUAAACAGAUCUCCCUGAAUGACAUGGAGUCUGUGGAUAGUGAAUACUACAAUUCUCUCAAGUGGAUCCUGGAAAACGAUCCCACUGAGCUGGACCUGCGGUUUUGCAUCGACGAGGACAACUUCGGACAAACAUACCAGGUGGACCUGAAGCCCAGCGGCUCGGACAUGGUGGUUACCAAUGACAACAAGAAGGAAUACAUUGAUCUGGUCAUCCAGUGGAGGUUUGUGAAUCGGGUGCAGAAGCAGAUGAAUGCCUUCCUGGAGGGCUUCACCGAGCUCAUCCAAAUAGAUCUGAUCAAGAUCUUUGAUGAAAAUGAACUGGAGUUGCUCAUGUGCGGCCUGGGCGACGUCGACGUCAACGACUGGCGACAGCAUACAGUUUACAAGAACGGCUACUGUCCCAACCACCCGGUCAUCCAGUGGUUCUGGAAGGUUGUCCUCUUAAUGGAUGCCGAAAAGAGGAUCCGACUUCUACAGUUUGUUACGGGAACAUCGCGGGUGCCCAUGAACGGCUUCGCUGAGCUUUAUGGCUCAAACGGUCCUCAGCUGUUCACUAUUGAGCAAUGGGGAACGGCGGAUAAGCUGCCCAGAGCCCACACGUGUUUCAACCGUUUGGACCUUCCCACCUAUGACUCAUUUGAGGACCUGCGAGAGAAGUUGCUUAUGGCUGUGGAAAACGCGCAGGGCUUCGAAGGAGUUGACUAAAAGGGGUGGGGGGGGCCUCCGUGAGGGGGACAAAAAAAAACACCACAUCCGAUUUAUCGGAAUUGACAAACGGGAAAUACAACUCAAAAGCGUCCAAAUCGGCGUCGUAGCGUGUGCUUAAGCAAACGCCGGACCGUUAGCCAUACCCAACUGUACAGCGAGUCGACAGGCCGACUUUCAACGGAGGGCUGUGGGGGAUGUGGUUCUAUGUUAAGGCACAGCCCCCUCGUGAUCCCAGCGGGGAGGAGAGAGAGUAUUUAAUCCCCUGGCAUGAGCAUGAAAUACCAUCCCAUCACCACUACACCCUGUGGAAGCACUACGACUAACCUACUAACAUUUUAUUAUUCUAGCUAGCACAGCAGCCAAGGCCGUAACGUGACUCCCGAUAUCGGAUUACUUUAGCAAUCCAACUAGCCAAUCUCACUUCAGGAAAUAUGCUAUGCCCCCCCCCCACCCCCCCUCCCUCCUAUGUUGGCACCCGAGCCUUUUUGUCGAUUGAUGAUUUCUUUUUUUAUUACAUAUGUAGUUGUUGUUUUGUUUUCCUUUUUUUUUUUUUUUUAAAUCCGCGAUAUGAUUCCGUCAGGAAGUAUGAUGUCUUUGUACUGAUGUUUACUAUUUUGGACAAUUCUCAAAUAUCACGCAAAGUGAAGUUGAAAUGAAAGGGGGGGGGACUUUUUUUCUUUCUACAGUGAUUAAUAGCAAACAUGUUUAAAAACUCAAUGUUUGUUUUUUUUAAUUUUACUGUUAUAGCCACUCUAAAUAUCAAAGUGCACCGAAAAGCAACAUGAAAACGACAAAAUGGAUGUUGCGUUGGCUCUUGAUUCGGAGAUUUGGGGCUAGUUUCUGUGAGACUAUCAAGAAUAGUCCUGGCUUGUUCAUAAUGCUGUAUAUUGGUCUUUUUUGACAGUAUAUAAAUGUAUGUAUGCUUUCAUUUAAUAAGUAUUACCGAUCACUAAAAAUGAAGUGUGCGUGUGUGUGCGUGCGUGCGUGCUUGCGUGUGCGUAUGUGUGUGAGAGCGAGAGCAAAGAGACAAGCUGUGAUUUAAAACUCUUGAAUAUUAAGCAGCACGUUUCAUACAAAAAAUUUAAAUUAAUAGAACUUUUUUCUAACACCAUGGAACCUAAAGGGCACUUUAUACAUCACUGAGGUCACCUGUGUCGUCAACCUUUGAAUGUGAUUCUACAUCUACAUAAGCAAGGCUUAGCCGGUGCAAUAGAACCCAGACUAAUGUGGUUACGCUGCUAAACCAACCACAUAAAAAAAAUAAAAAAACUUUAUUUCCACUUUCUGCUAUUGCCGCCACCCUCUUUGUCAUUGAUCUUUUUUUAAUGUAUAUGCUUGUUUAGUUUUUAUAAAAAGGGUGACAGUCAUGUGUAUACAUAUAUACAUACAGUCUAUAUAAGUAUAUAUAGAUGUGUGUGUAUAUUUCUUUGUUUAAAGAUGCCUCCGCUCUCAGCUCUUUGUGGUUCAUUUAGCUUCAGUCCAAUAAAAGUGAAACCUAUUUAAA
This is a messenger RNA of Hippocampus zosterae (dwarf seahorse), 7232 nucleotides long. It is a transcript of the gene nedd4l, whose product is annotated as NEDD4 like E3 ubiquitin protein ligase. Gene Ontology annotation, biological process: regulation of dendrite morphogenesis; ubiquitin-dependent protein catabolic process. The transcript has 29 exons. The record is from RefSeq and is a predicted model, not a curated record. Bases 1886 to 5725 code for a protein of 1279 amino acids. Gene Ontology annotation, molecular function: protein binding; ubiquitin protein ligase activity; sodium channel inhibitor activity. Lineage: Eukaryota; Metazoa; Chordata; Actinopteri; Syngnathiformes; Syngnathidae.